This is a messenger RNA of Xiphophorus couchianus (Monterrey platyfish), 1930 nucleotides long. RefSeq names its product BEN domain containing 7 (gene bend7). The transcript is spliced from 10 exons. Bases 356 to 1702 code for a protein of 448 amino acids. Gene Ontology annotation, molecular function: DNA binding. NCBI's taxonomy places the organism in Eukaryota, Metazoa, Chordata, Actinopteri, Cyprinodontiformes, Poeciliidae. The record is from RefSeq and is a predicted model, not a curated record.
UGUUACUCGACAUUCUAAAUGAAACAUACCAUCAGGUGGCGCAAAGGGAUAUGCGACGAAUUUUUAAUAUUAAAGUCAUUAAUGUAUUUACAUGGCGAAAGGGAAAGAGCAGCGUCAUGCUGGGAAGGGAGAUCACGUUCAGCAACCGCGUUUUCGGGGUAAAUUUAAGUCCAAAACGACGAGAAUCAUCCGAUGUCAAGAUCCAAAGCACAGCCUGAGGAGGAAAAUAAUUGAUUAAUAAAGCAGACGGGCAGUGAUUGUUGCGCUGAGUGCGUCCUAUAGGCUGGAGGCACUGAUUUGGCGUUGUGGUGAGAGAUUUUCCCAUUGCUCGACUUUCUGAAUUAUUCUCUUGAAGAUGGAGUUUGGGGAAAGGAAGAGGAGACGGAAGUCGCAGAGCUUCAAACUGGUCACGGAUGAAGAUUUCGGCUCUUCAUAUGGGAUAAAUUCCAGCUGCAGAGAUGCCAAUGGUCAGAGUAAAGAUGCUGCCGUGCCUCAAGUUUGGAUGGGCGAAGAGAGCAUGGAAAUCAAGAAACAAAUCAUUGGAAUGAUGAGGCUCCUGGGUGACAAGACUGGGAGAGUCUAUCAGCGUUUGGGUGUCGAGCAGAACAGAUCAACAAAAGAGCCCCAGGAUAGCCAACUGAACUGUAUGCACACACCUCCAAUUUUACCUGUUGUGUCAGAAGACAACCAGUACCAAAGCUGGAGCUCUCCAGGAGACCCAGAGCUUCCACCCUCAUCCGAAUCAACGUCAAUCCCUAAUGGUCAAGCCUGCAGCCAGUACAGCACCCGCUCCAGGGUGCUCAGGACUGUCAGCACCACAAAGGAUUUAAUAAAACCCAAUGAAACAAAAGAUGAGCUCCGUCCUGCUGUGCCAGAAACCCCCUGUUGCAUGUGUAACUGUAAAGGCACCUUGCAGGCGAUAUUGCACGAGCUUCGUGCAAUGAGGAGGCUGAUGCAGACUCAGAAAGGAACAUUUGAAAGGCGGGAACACGCUAAAUCAUCAUGCCAGCCUCACAUCAGCCUGAGUUCUUCUCCACUCCGCACCUCUCAGAAGAGAAGACCUAUUUAUAAGGUGGCUCCACUGAAUCUCUGUGGCACCGGAACAACGGCUCUUUUGUCUCCAGGGGGUUCGACUCUGAAAACUUCACCCCCAGAAGCUGCGAAGAAAAAGGAAUGUGAGAAACUCGACUCAUCUAUGAUCUCCUGUGAUGUUUCUGAGCCUCCAUGUAGGAAUGAUCAGAUAGCAGACUCUGGCACACACAGUCCACUUCUGAAUGCACUUGGUGGACAUCAGGCAUUAGAGUCUGACGUUCGCCUUGCGGAGGAUUACGAUGUAUUUAUCUCAAAGGCCCAGCUAGACUCCAUUUUGGUCAACUAUACACGCUCUGGCAGCUUGCUGUUUCGGAAGCUGGUGUGUGCCUUCUUUGAUGAUGCUACUUUGGCCAAUUCUCUGCCAAAUGGUAAAAGGAAGCGAGGGCUCAACGACAACCGUAAGGGCUUGGACCAGAACAUUGUGGGUGCUAUUAAAGUGUUUACAGAGAAAUACUGCACUGAACACAGAGUAGAGAAGUUGCCUGGACCACGAGACUGGGUACAGAUCCUUCAAGAUCAGAUCAAACUUGCCAGAAGAAGGCUGAAACGAGAUGCUGCAGAUGCUGAGGAAAACUCAAAUGAACCAUCUACAAGUACUAACCUCACAUGAGUCUGCCCACAGCUGGAUGGCUUUCACACACAUAUACAGCAGGGUUUCAUUUUUAACAGGUUUGAAAGUGAUGAGCAGAAAUUAUUAAACAUGACUGAUUUCAUCAGCUGCCACUAUUGCCUGGCAGCAGAUCAGCUUAUCUUUAAUAUUUCUCUGGCUUUAUUUAUUUGUCACCCUGUGUCUUUCCUUUAUAUCAGUGAUAAACAAUUUGAACUGCACAACAAAAGG